Messenger RNA from Drosophila erecta, 3509 nucleotides. RefSeq names its product homeobox protein vnd (gene vnd). Gene Ontology annotation, molecular function: RNA polymerase II cis-regulatory region sequence-specific DNA binding; DNA-binding transcription factor activity, RNA polymerase II-specific. The transcript has 3 exons. Gene Ontology annotation, cellular component: nucleus. The record is from RefSeq and is a predicted model, not a curated record. Bases 469 to 2676 code for a protein of 735 amino acids. Gene Ontology annotation, biological process: cell differentiation; regulation of transcription by RNA polymerase II. NCBI's taxonomy places the organism in Eukaryota, Metazoa, Arthropoda, Insecta, Diptera, Drosophilidae.
UGAUAGCCAAAGACACCCCGAGCAUACGACCUGGUACUUUUCUGCCGUUGGUUGUUGGGUUUUGGUUAUUGGCUGUUCUGAAGCGACUUGGACUCGUGUUGAGUUCUUGAUGCCUCGUUAGUUGUUGAUGACACUUCAGUUUGGAAUGUUUAGAGUGCGCUGCUCCGCGGACCCGUGCAACUGAGAAAUCGAGAAUCGACUCGCGACCCUUGAACUAUCGAGCGUUCUCGGUGAUAAACAUUAGCCUAAAUCGAACUAUGUGUGGCAUUUAAGUUGCCCUAGCAGGACACCCGCUUAAAUCUUCGCAGUGCUACCCACUAAAUAUACACAAAUAAACACAUUUUUUUUGCGUGCUCCGAUCACCGUAAAAGCUCCAAAGUGGCGGAGAAACGCAAAAGUCCGCCCACGCCGCCACCCGCGCCGCAGCGUACCAAAUCAAACAGUGGUUCCCCGAUAUCGCACAGCGAUAUGACCACGUCGGCCUCCUUGGAGAGGACCCCCUCAAAGCGGGAUCGAGAUCGCGAGCGGGACAACAGCAGCGGUCUGGGCAGCGCCGGCAGCUUGCCCGCAUCGCCCCAAAGCGCGAUCACGGUGAGUCCGUCCUCGCCAGCCACGCCGAAGCGUCCGCUACGCACCUCAACGCCCUCGCUGGAGCGGAAGAGGGAGCGCGAGGAUCGGGCGGAGCGGGAGGAUCGCAAGGAGCGGCAGGAGCGUCACGAGCGGCACGAGCGCGACAGAGAUCACGAGCGGUUCGCCACAGUUUUCAGCACCGCCAGCACCACCGUGCCCACGAACACGAGUUCCAGUUCCGGCUUGGCGCCCGAGCAGCUCCGCAUUCCGACGGGUGCAGCCGCCUUCAGCGGAUUCCCGGGACUCCACAGCAUGAGUAGCCUCAUGCUUCCUUCGUCGGCGGCAGUGGCUGCCGCAGCAGCCGCCCCCUUUCUGCCCUGGUCGCCCAUCCUGCUGCCGCCGUGGAACCACGCCCUCCUACCAGCCGCCUUCUACCCGGCGGCCCUGCGAAACGCUCUACCCGGCCUAUUCGAUGCCAAGGUGCCGUCGUCCCAACGCUCUGGCUUCCAUAUAUCGGACAUCCUAAACCUGGAGGGCUCCGAGCUGAAGAAUGCAGCCGCUGCCGCCGCCGCAGCCGCCCAACAUGGCAGUGACUUGAGCCACCACUCGGCCACUGAGUCCACCAGUGGACACCGCGGCCAGGGAUCUCACACCUCGCCCUCGGCGCUCUCGCCCACGCCAACUGGCGGUUCGGUGGACGAGCAGCACAGUGGCAGCGGAACGGGCGGCGGAGCGGGAGAAGCGGACCACCACAGCACCACCGAGCACCACGCCCCUCCGAGCCAUCCACAGCAACAGCACCCGCACCCGCAUCCGCAUCCGCACCACCAGCAGCAGCACCACCACCCCCACCUCCUCCUCCCGCAGCAGCACCAUCAGCAGGCGGUGGCCCCACUCCCAUUGACGCACCACCAGAGCGGCGAGGCCCAGAGCCACGCCCACGCCAACGCAGCCGCCGCCCACCUGCUGGCCAGCCACAAUGCAGCGGCUGCGGCUGCCGUGGCCGCCGGCCAAUACCUGCCCAACCUGCCAAAGAACUUCCCGGGGAGCUUCGGCGACGAGAUGUCCUCGUACCACCACAUGGCCCAGACCAUGCUGCAGCACUCGGGCAGGAGUGCGUGGAUCAAGGAGAACGAGCUAUACGGCACCCAGCAGCCCGCCAGUCCGGAUAGCACCUCCCCAGUGACCUCGGAGGUGUCCUACACCUACAUAGGCUCCAAUUGCCAGACAUCGCCUGCCCUCUCCGGCGACUACAAGAGCUACAGCCGGUCGGCGGAUAGCGAUGCACUGUCCGUGGGCGAUGCCCUGCACACCCUCCACGGAUCCUCGGGAAACGGCAAUGGGAGCAAUGGGGGUAAUGGGGGUGCCGGAGGAGCUCCGACGGCCCAUGCCCUGCACAACAACAACAAUAAUACGACAAACAACAAUAACCACAGCCUGAAGGCCGAGGGGAUCCAUGGAGCGGGCAGUGGCCACGAUGACAGCCUGAACGAAGAUGGCAUCGAGGAGGACAUCGACGACGUGGACGACGCCGACGGGAGCGGCGGCGGGGACGCAAACGGAUCCGAUGGUCUGCCAAACAAGAAACGGAAGCGACGAGUCCUUUUCACCAAGGCGCAAACGUAUGAGUUGGAGCGUCGGUUUCGACAGCAACGUUACUUGAGCGCCCCGGAACGCGAGCACCUGGCCAGUCUGAUCCGCCUGACGCCGACGCAGGUGAAGAUCUGGUUCCAGAACCACCGCUACAAGACAAAGCGGGCGCAGAACGAGAAGGGUUACGAGGGUCAUCCUGGCCUGCUGCACGGCCAUGCCACCCAUCCGCAUCACCCCAGUGCCCUCCCCUCGCCUCGUCGGGUAGCCGUUCCUGUUCUGGUGCGGAACGGCAAGCCCUGCUUGGGCGACAGUUCCAAGCUGGGAGCCGACUGCGUUUCCGUGUCCUCAGCCACCGCCACCGCCAUGCAGAAUGCCGCCGCCCAUCACCUGGUUGCCCUGAAUGGAGCGGCCGCCUAUCAACAUGCCGCUGCAGCGGCUGCCGGUUUUCACGCCCACGCCCAUGGACACGGCCAUCCCCACGCCCACGCCCAGAGGGCCGCCUGGUGGCCCUAAUAUUGCUAGGAACUGGCAUUCAUGGGGGACUGGGGGCACUUCAAUAGGUGGUUAGCUAUCCACCAGCCCGUGGAGCGAUGAGCCGGAAGACCUGGCCUCCAGCUGCCCAAGGAAGCCAAGUCACAGAAUGCGGAAAAGUAAUUGAAACAUAUGCAAAUCCCCACUACCUACUAGCGUUUAGUCUCCCUUAUCCCUGAGUCGUUUCUGUACAUAGUUUAUAUAUAUCAUCAUAUAUAUACCUAAAUGACAUGCAUAUAUCCGCUCCUGGAUAUCAGACCAAUGCCCAUGACAAAAGAAAACUACAUGUCCUUCUGAAUAAAAAACAAUUUGCAUUAUACUAGUGUCUCUUGUCAAGCGCAUUUAAAUCGCAUAAAAUCUAGCAGUAGACCCAUUUUUUUUUUAUUUUUUUUUAGACCUAAGUCCAAGCCCAAAGAUAAAAUGUGUACAUAUAUUAUAAAAAUGAAGCUUAGAUUAUUUCAAACGGGAAAAUAAUAAUAAGCAAUAUGCAACUAAAUCUGUACUAUAUACUAUAAUCAAUUCAAGCGUAAUAAGUGUUCAAAUUUUUUAGACAAAACUUAUUGGCCUUUUUUUUUCUAUGAAUACAUAUAUAACAUAGGCACUUAGUCUAACACAUAUUUUUUUCGUGAGUGUGUGCGUGUAUAGAAAGUAAAAAUCUUUGAAUUUAUAGCAAGUAAUGAGUUCAUAAAUUGUAACAAAAAAAACCGGACAGUACGAAGGCAGAGACGGCAAGGCAAAUGUAUUCAAAAUGGACAACAAAGCAAAACAUCACUGCAAACAGCAAAAUGCAAAGUACAUGUCAGAGAUUUAAUAAA